Molecule: messenger RNA, 1219 nt
Organism: Trifolium pratense (red clover)
Lineage: Eukaryota; Viridiplantae; Streptophyta; Magnoliopsida; Fabales; Fabaceae
Product: tropinone reductase homolog At5g06060-like
Exons: 5
Coding region: 141-1010 (289 amino acids)
Molecular function (GO): oxidoreductase activity
Source: RefSeq, a predicted model, not a curated record
UGAUACUCGGACAACCCAUAUUCUCCACGACUCAUUUAAGUUUAACACCUCAAUUUACUUCUAUAUCACUCUUCGUAUCACAUCACCAACCUAUCACAUCUAUUACACCCAUCUCUAUAUCUCCUUCGCUCUCAAAGUGUAUGCAUUUUAAUAAAGUGUCCACCAAACAUUUUCCUAAAGUCGCAAAAACAACAAUGGCGAACGCAGAGAGCAAUAUCAGAGGCUCAAGAUGGUCCCUCAAGGGAACUACUGCUCUAGUUACCGGUGGAACACGUGGAAUCGGGCAUGCUGUGGUGGAGGAACUUGCCGAGUUUGGUGCCACGGUGUACACUUGUUCUAGAAACGAAGAAGAGCUUAAUAAAUGCUUAAAUGAAUGGAAAGAUAAGGGUUUUUCGAUUUAUGGAUCAGUCUGCAAUGCGUCUUCGCCUUCUCAAAGAAAAGAGCUUAUUCAACAAGUGUCUUCUACCUUCAACGGAAAGCUCAACAUACUUGUAAACAAUGCUGGUACAAAUGUGAGAAAGCCAACAAUUGAGUUUACAUCAGAAGAUUAUUCAAAAGUGAUGAAUACAAACUUAGAUUCUGCAUUCCAUCUAUGCCAACUUACUUAUCCUCUUCUUAAAGAAUCUGGAAAUGGAAGCAUUGUGUUCAUUUCCUCUGUUGCAUCUCUCACAUGUGUCGGUUCGGCAACCAUCUAUGCAUUGAGUAAAGCUGCAAUCAAUCAGCUGACAAAAAAUCUUGCUUGUGAAUGGGCAAAAGACAAUAUAAGGAGUAACUGUGUUGCACCUUGGUAUACAAAAACAUCACUUGUGAAAGAUUUUAUUGCUAAUAAAGAGUUUGUGAAUGAAAUACUAUCUCGAACACCGAUACAACGAAUAGCAGAAACAAAUGAAGUGUCUUCCUUAGUUACUUUCCUUUGCUUGCCAGCUGCUUCCUACAUCACUGGACAAACUGUUUCUGUUGAUGGAGGAUUUACUGUGAAUGGAUUUCAACCAAGCAUUAGGAUUAGCUAAAGCUGCAAUGUAAUUGUCAUGUUUAUUUUCUACAUUGUGUAAACAACACAAUGGUAUUUCAUCAAAUCCUGGUUAGAAGGUUUGUGAAAAAAAAAUGGUUUGGCUUUCAUUUUGCCAUUUAUCAUUUUGUUUUCUGGAUAGAUUAUAUAUUCCUCAUGCUAUUACUCAUCUAGGAAGGAAUAAAUUGAAAAUGCACAAUUUCAUAUCAA